AUGGGGGUGAAGCUCUGCCUGGUUCUCCUCCUCCUCGCCGCGGCGGUGGUGCCGCAAUCCGCAAGCCACAGCAACGAAGUCGUUUUCUCCCCCGGCGGCGACUUGUUCGGAGAAUUGAGCCCACGAAACCUGCUGGGUCGUGAUUUGCUUCAGAAGGGGAAGUAUCUGAGCUACGCGGCGCUGAAGAAGAACAUCAUCCCUUGCGGCGGCAGGGGCAUGUCUUACUACGACUGCACCAAGCGCAAGAGAGCCAAUCCUUACAGACGCUCCUGCCUCGCCAUCCAUGGCUGCGCUCGAUUCACCGAUUGA
Messenger RNA from Momordica charantia (bitter melon), 309 nucleotides. RefSeq names its product protein RALF-like 19. NCBI's taxonomy places the organism in Eukaryota, Viridiplantae, Streptophyta, Magnoliopsida, Cucurbitales, Cucurbitaceae. The record is from RefSeq and is a predicted model, not a curated record. Gene Ontology annotation, cellular component: plasmodesma. Gene Ontology annotation, biological process: calcium-mediated signaling.